GGCACCAAAAAGUGGAUCUUCAAAAUGGUGCGCUACUCAUAUGUUCGGCCUAAUGAUGGCCAGACUCUGAAGUUUGGCCAUGCAUUUUAAAAGAACCACCUGUUUGUUUAUCAAAUACAUCUAUGGUGUUUGGUGAUGUUCCCCCUCUACCUACAUGUACGGAAUCAUAUGCCUUCCAGGUGGCUGGUCAUUCUCGAGAAAAUGCAAGUAGUUUCGAAAUACUUCGAGAUACAUCUAAACCAAUUAUUUAUAAGUCAUUACAAGAUCGUGAAAGAGGUAUGCGUGAAGUGAUGUUUUACCAGAAUGUGUUUUCUGCGGAUGCUUCGGAAGCACUUAAACGUCUUCGUCAAUUUAUUCCAACUUAUUAUGGAGUUUUUCAAUGCCCAGGAACUAAAGCUUACUAUAUGGCUUUAACUGAUCUGGUGGCCGAUUUCAAACAACCAAAUAUAUGUGAUUUCAAAAUGGGUACGGUCACUUAUUUUCCAGGUUCUUCACAAGAUCAAAUCUCUCGUGAACAGCUUAAAUAUAUGUGGCGUCGUAAAAUAGGAUUUGUUUUAUCUGGUAUGCAGAUAUCCGAUACAAAAAAUCAUUGUUUAAUUAAAUUCCCUAAAGCAUUUGGACGUACUUUAACUCCAGAACAAGUUUAUUCAAUUGGUGUAAAAUCAUUUCUAGGUGCAGAUCCUGCCUAUAGUGUAAAACUUGCUCAAAAUUAUAUCAUACAACUUAGUCGUAUUUUAAAUUGGUAUGUGGAAUAUGGUGCAAAAGAGCUCACAUUCUGUCGUUCCUCACUUUUAUUGAUUCACGAGUCAUUGCCAAGUAACAAUAAUAAUAAUGAACAUUAUCCUUCCAAAUCAUGUUUUGCAUCAUCCUCAGCACCCAUCACUACCACCAUAAUUAACAACAACAACAGCAACACACAUCAUACUUCAUGUACAACAAAAAAUCCAACUGUGAAAACUUCAACAAUAUUGAAUAAUCAAUUAAUUAAUAAUAACUUUAAUAAUAUUUCUUCUCUUCAUAAAAUCAGUACUAAUAACGGUAAUAAUAAUGAUACUUCUAUUCCUUCUAACAUACAUGCUCAAGUUUAUUUAAUUGAUUUUGCACAUUGGUCUAAGAAAAAUUACUCGAAUGAUAUUGAAUAUAAUAAAAAUUAUUGGACAUGUGAAUUAACUAAUGGUUUUCGUCAUGGAUUAGAAAAUUUAAUUCAAUUAAUGCAUUGUGUUGUGAAUACAGAAAGUGAAAUUUGUAUAAAUUAAUAAAUAAUUAUUAAUUAACUUUUGCUAUGUAUCAAUAUAUAUAUAUAUAUACUUAACAUCUCUGUGCUAAUGUGGUAUGUCAACUCGAGCUGAUGUACGUUCGUACUUACGUAUAAAGUUCUACGUUGUUACUGAUUGACUGAUUUACUUACGCCUGUUACUCCCAGUGGAGCAUAGGAUCAAUAUAUAUUAAUAGUUUAUUAAUUAGCCUUAGUUGAUAUUUUUCAACAUUUAAAAAAAAAAUUAAAAUUAAUAACAUACUACUAAUAUAUCUACACAAAAAUCUCUCACUGAUGAAGAGUUGAACACUCACUCAUUCACAUAUCUAGAGGCACGCACACAUACACACGUAAACACUUUCUGGAAUUCACUAUUGUUAUAUAUUUUUUUCCUGCUACGACUAAUCAUAUUAUUAUUAUUAUUACUACUACUUAUAUAUUACAUUGUAUGCAUAUUACGAGGAAAAAGUAGUUUCUGCAUUUUGGAAAUUUCGAUUUGUCCCUCCCUUACCCCUCCCCCCUUUCUCUAUAAAUAUAUCUAUCCGAAAUUAUUUGAAUAUGAUAUUCAGUAUGUAUGUAUUUAUUUGUAUACUAUCCACUUAAUAUUAAUAAAUGUUGUCUAUUUGUUUAUUUGGCAUGUUUGUUUAUGAAUAAUUAAUCAACAACAAUAAAAAGUUAUUUAUUUUAUUC
Messenger RNA from Schistosoma spindalis, 1945 nucleotides. The record is from the annotation of a GenBank genome assembly. NCBI's taxonomy places the organism in Eukaryota, Metazoa, Platyhelminthes, Trematoda, Strigeidida, Schistosomatidae.